CAACCAGUGACCCCAAAACUUUUCUGAGCCAUCGAUUUCCCAUCAACAAAAUCAUGACUCCAUCGGCCCAAUGUCCUUCUUCUUCACAAAGAACCAUCAUCUGCCAGCCAUUCCCUGCCCGCCAUCCUACAAUUAAAAAAACCAAAAACAACUCCAGCCAUCCUUGCCACCACUGGAGAUGGCGCUGAGAUCUCCAGUGGCCGCCGCUGCGAAGCUCUCCGUUUCUGCUGCUUCUUCGCCUUCAACGUCGUCUUCACCUCCUUCUAAGCUCUCAUUACCGAGGAGGCCCACUGCACAGUCCCGACGACCCAUCUCCGUGUCACUCCCAACUUCCACCACCAUCUCGCUCCUGGGUCUCUUCUCGACUUCCUUGGAAGCUCGAGCAGUCGCCGUUUCCAAAGACCAGAUCGCCUCUUCCCUCACUGAGGUAGAGAAGACGAUUGAGCAGGCUGUGGAAGUGGGUUCGGGUGUUUUCGACACUACCCAGCGCGUUUUCGGCAGUGUGAUUGAUGCGCUGAAGCCGGCGAUCGAAGCGGCGGUCCCAAUUGCGAAGCAGGCCGGCGAGCAAGCAGUGAAGAUUGCCUCUCCGGCUGUUUCUGAGAUCUCCAGGAAGGCCCAAGAGGCCAUUCAGAGCACCGGCAUUGACACCCAGCCUGUAGUUACUGCCGCCAAGACUGUGGCUGGUGUUGCACAGCAGUCCACCAAGGUGAUUGUAGAGGCGAAGCCUAUGGCUACAUCAACCUUUGAGACCAUAUCGUCCACUGACCCUGUUGUGCUAGUUGGAGCUGUUGGAGCAAGUUACCUUGUCUACUUGCUCCUUCCUCCGAUAUUUUCCGCUUUAUCUUUCAACCUUCGUGGCUACCAAGGCGAGCUCACUGCUGCACAAGCGCUUGAUAUGAUCUCCACCAAAGACCAUAUCAUGAUUGAUAUCCGGUCGGAAAAGGACAAGGACAAAGCUGGCAUUCCACGCCUACCCUCCAAUGCCAAGAACAAGAUGAUCUCCAUUCCAUUGGAAGAAGUGCCAAGUAAGCUGAAAGGCCUUGUGAGGAACACAAAGAAGCUAGAAGCUGAGCUAGUAGCAUUGAAGAUCUCAUUCCUUAAGAGAAUCAAUAAGGGAUCCAACAUCAUCAUAUUGGACUCGUACGCGGAUUCAGUGAAAACGGUUGCCAGAACACUGACGAGUCUUGGGUUCAAGAAGUGCUGGAUUGUAGGAGAUGGGUUCUCAGGAGGCAAAGGUUGGCUGCAGAGUCGUUUGGGGAUAGAUUCUUACAAUGUAUCCUUUGCAGAGGUCAUCUCGCCGUCUCGAAUAAUCCCUGCAGCUGCCAAACGGUUUGGUACUACCACCACCAAGUUGCUUCCAGGAGGAGCUGAUUAAGAUUUGGAUGGUAUUCCUCUCUUUCGUUUGGGCUCUGUAUGGAAUGGUAUUGAUUCUCUCCUGGUCUAGUCUAGUCUAGUAUAGUCAACUGAACAACGUUGAACUCGUGUAGAUUCUUGUGAAUGCUUUAAAAAUUCCUGUCACUUAAUUCUUGUGUAUCCUAAAUUAAGAGCUCUUGAUUAAGCAUCUAAUAUUAAUACUUGGUACUUAGUUCUUGUAAUUGGAGUAUCGCCAAAUAAGAAACUUUAGACUGAAAUCCCCUUCAACAAGGUACAGCUCGUCUUACUUCAGAGAAGAAAUCAUUAUCUCC
Messenger RNA from Linum tenue, 1685 nucleotides. The record is from the annotation of a GenBank genome assembly. Lineage: Eukaryota; Viridiplantae; Streptophyta; Magnoliopsida; Malpighiales; Linaceae.